Molecule: messenger RNA, 783 nt
Organism: Spea bombifrons (plains spadefoot toad)
Lineage: Eukaryota; Metazoa; Chordata; Amphibia; Anura; Pelobatidae
Product: nicotinamide N-methyltransferase-like
Exons: 3
Coding region: 1-783 (260 amino acids)
Cellular component (GO): cytosol
Molecular function (GO): N-methyltransferase activity
Source: RefSeq, a predicted model, not a curated record
AUGGAUUCCACUACUUUUAAAUAUUAUCAUGUCCAUGAAUUUGACUCAAAAUGUUAUCUUGAUGCAUUUUUGUCUCCCAACACCAAUAAACAACUUCAAGAGGAAGCCAUCUGGAGACCAAUGAAAUAUAUGCAUAAAGAACUUGUGUCAGGUCAUGUUAAAGGUUACAAUCUGAUUGACAUCACUGUUGGUCCCAGUAUUUGUCAUCUCUUUCCAGUUUGUGAGUUCUUCAAAGAAAUUACUAUAUUGGAAUUUAACCGUUUCUGCGUCGCAGAACUGGAUAAAUGGCUAAGCAACGACAAAGAAGCCUUUGAUUGGUCUCACGCAUCAAAGUUUAUGAUGGAUCUUGAAGGAAAAAGUGGUGGCUGGAAGGAAAAAGAAGAAUUAUUGAGAGGAAAAAUUAAAAGUAUUCUCAAAUGUGAUAUUACUAAAGAUAACCCAACAGACCCAGUAGAGCUACCAAAAGCAGACUGUAUCAUAUGCAUGUGGGUACUGGAUGUCAUCAGCACAGAUAAAGAUGCCUAUAUCAGCAAUUUGAGAAAAAUAUCCUCUUUACUAAAACCAGGUGGCCGUCUGAUGUUGGUUUCUGAUAUUAAUGCUACAUUUUAUAUUGUUGGAGAACACAAAUAUGGUGUCUUAACCUACGAUGAAGAAUUUCUGAAAACUGCUUUAAAAAAUGAAGGGUAUAUUAUUGAAACCUACGAAGCUCACGAUAGGAAGGUUUGCCUUGAUUACAUUGAUUAUGAAAAACUUGCCUUUCUCACAGCACUUAAACCAGAGUAA